Messenger RNA from Myotis lucifugus (little brown bat), 261 nucleotides. RefSeq names its product WAP four-disulfide core domain 11 (gene WFDC11). The record is from RefSeq and is a predicted model, not a curated record. Bases 1 to 261 code for a protein of 86 amino acids. NCBI's taxonomy places the organism in Eukaryota, Metazoa, Chordata, Mammalia, Chiroptera, Vespertilionidae. The transcript is spliced from 3 exons.
AUGGUCAGCAUCAUGAAGUUCUGGACACCUCUACUCAUGACAUUCCUGUAUAUGGUGCUACUGUCUGUGCUGGGCGAAAUUAAGGAAAGAUCAGACUUUAAAACAAGGGAGAGAACAUUAAUUGAGGAGUGCUGGGGAGAGCCAAACAUCGAUGACUGUAACAAGAAGUGUUCUAAAACCUUUAUAUGUGUAAGGGUAAAUUACACGUGCUGCUGGACCUAUUGUGGCAACAUCUGUUGGAGAAAAAUCUAUGAAAGAUAG